Porites evermanni is the source of this 820-nucleotide messenger RNA. The record is from the annotation of a GenBank genome assembly. Lineage: Eukaryota; Metazoa; Cnidaria; Anthozoa; Scleractinia; Poritidae.
AAAUGGAUUGGGAGGAAUGUUUCGUUCUCUCUUUCGAACAGCAACACCUCUUCUCAAGACCGCUGCAAAGAAAGUGGGAAAACAGUUACUGUCCACUGGAUUAGACACGGGAGUGCAAAUUUCUCAAGAUGUUAUGAAUGGGCAAUCACUGAAGAAAGCAGCGAAAACGAGAGCAAAAGCUGCCGGAAAAAAUUUUUCACUGAGGCCUUUCGGGACAUGACGCAACAACAAGGGAGUGGAAAAGUAUAUAAACGCAAACGAAAGGCGAAUUCUGUCAGUAAAAGACAAGUCAAGAAAGCGAGAACAUCGUCAGCAACGUUCAAGACUAUUUUUGACUGAGUAUGGCUUCAGCACGUCCCUUCUCUGCUCCAGGAGUUAACUCCAGUUUGCAGUUACUCGAAGUGCCGGUCACCGAUGUUUCUAUUGUCAAAAGUAAAUGGGUGGACUAUGAACCAAUUCACAGUGGCACCAAUCCCAUAGAAUUUGUGAUCAAAUCUCUGUCCGAUUACAUCGACAUUAACAAGACUGAACUUCGUCUGGUGGUGAAAAUUACGAAACGAAACGGGGGAGAGACAGGAGCUGGGAAGAAUAUACGUUGAUCAACAACGCUCUUCAUUCUAUCAUCAAACAGUUCACUAUCAAGAUCAAUGAAACCCUUGUCACAGAACAAUCAGACACACAAGCCUACAAUGCUUAUAUCAAGACCUUGCUUAACUUUACUGAUCAGGCCAAGAAAUCUUACUUGACAAAAGCGUUGUACUACAAAGACACUGCUGGGCAUAUGGAUGAGGUGGAUAAUACAGCAGAUCGAAAUUUGGGU